AUUCGGUAUAUAAUACAAAUUUGAAAUUUUUGAAACGAUUUGACGGAGAAAUCAAAAAUGUGUGCAGAUAGUUUAUGGGCUAAUGAUCGGACUAAAACUUUAAAUAACACCCUAUCUUCAGAUAAGCCACUUAAAUCUCCUACAGUAACUCCAAGAUCAUUGUCGCCCUCCAGCAAAAUUGGAGAAGCCAUUUUUCACAAGUAUAUUGAUAUCAUAAAUUCGAAAUCAAAUAUUUCUUUAGAUGCAAAGAAAACCGAACCAUGUGAAAGACCUUUUGAUUUCUUUGACGACGAAGAAUUUGCAUUUGGAAUUAAUUUGUUGAACAACAAUGUGGCAUGUGUCGGAGAUAAUAUCACAAAACUUAUACAGAUGGCUCAAGAGCCAUGGCCAGACAAUGUAAAAUUGUUUCAACCUUACGAAGUGGAACAGAUACUAUUACCGGACAAUGCAAGCUGCUUAGCAGUCCAGGCUUUCUUAAAGAUGUGUAACCUCCCGUUUGAGGUAGAAAUGAGAUGGAAUGCGGAAUUCAUGUCGCCCUCUGGCAGAGUACCAUUCAUCAAGUGUGGUGCAUUUGUGGUCUCCGAGCUGGAGCCAAUCGUACAGUUUGCUGCCAACAAGGGAGUAUCAUUGUGUGGCCGUCUGUCUACAGAGGAGAAGGCAGAGAUGAGAGCGUAUAUGAGUCUCAUUACUAAUGUUUUAGUUAAUGCUGAGCUUUACAUAUCAUGGCUGGAUGACGACACAUACAAUGCUGUCACUAAAGUACGGAAUUCAUCAGUGUACCCGUGGCCAUUGGGUUGGUUGCAGACCAGGGCGAAAAGGAACACAGUAUCCAAACGAUUGAAAGCGCUGCACUGGCAGGAGAAGACAUUGGAACAGGUGUUAUCUGAUGUUGAGCAGUGUUGUAACUCCUUGAGCCAGCGGCUUGGAGAUAGAGACUAUUUCUUCGGAACUCCAAGCCCUGUUGAUGCACUUGUCUACGGUCAUAUCCGGGCACUUCUCUCCGCCACGGGUCCAAAAGCUGCCCUGUUGAUCAAACCCAUCACAACCUCUCUACUGCGCCAUAUAAUUAGAAUGACAAAUCUCAUCGGGAUGAAGUUAACGCCACAAGAAGAGUAUUUAACAACACAAGCAUUUCAACUGUCGCGUCGUAGACUCUCACCAGACAGAACGAUAUCGGAAAGAAGCACUAGAACGAGACGUUCCAGGCUAUGCCUUAGAAACCCUAGUAGGGAUAGCGUCAGUAGAGACAUGUUUGGUUUCAAGCCAUUCGCUUCUAAACAAAUAACAAUAAUGACAUCAAAAGAAGGCUCGAUUACAUGCGAGUACGACAAUCCGAACAGAAACGAGGACUUACAUCGAUUCAACUUUAUAAUCGGUAUCAUUGAUGAUAUAAUCGAUAAAGUAUACGAGCUAACAGUAGAGGAAUUGUACGGGAAAGAUUUUAAACACGAUUUCGAGAUUGUGGCGCAUCCGAUUAACGAUGAUUCGAUUGAAAUCGAUAAAGUUAACGAUUAUUUGGAUACGAUUGAGGAGAGUGAUAUGAAUGAUACCACUGUUUCUAUGGAGUCGGGACAUGAUGAAUAUAUUGACAUCGAUAGUGAUGGGUUGAUUAACGAUAAAAUGCUUGAUUCUGCGAUGGAGACCGUACAAGACGACUGUUCGGACUUGACCGGAUCUAGGUUUGUCUUACAAGUGUUUUUAGACCUUUACAAAUCAAACACACAUACAAAGACUAAAAACGAAGGACCAACAGAAAUUUAUGUGACCAAGAGUGAUAGCGAUGAUCGGAUUUCAGUAAUCGAUAUGUCUCAAACAUCCCGCACACCAUUAUCCACAGGGUCUAAUACGACUUUAAAAGUGCCCAGCAAUGAAGAGAUUAGUGUAGAGAGGUUCUUGAAAUAUCUGCGUAAACGAAACGCGGUGUAUCACUUGGAAAUGGCCGAAUUGGAUUAA
Achroia grisella is the source of this 1953-nucleotide messenger RNA. RefSeq lists its product as uncharacterized. The coding region runs from base 58 to 1953 and encodes 631 amino acids. Gene Ontology annotation, biological process: mitochondrion organization. The transcript is spliced from 11 exons. Gene Ontology annotation, cellular component: SAM complex. The record is from RefSeq and is a predicted model, not a curated record. Lineage: Eukaryota; Metazoa; Arthropoda; Insecta; Lepidoptera; Pyralidae.